Messenger RNA from Clavispora lusitaniae ATCC 42720, 468 nucleotides. Lineage: Eukaryota; Fungi; Ascomycota; Pichiomycetes; Serinales; Metschnikowiaceae. The record is from RefSeq and is a predicted model, not a curated record.
AUGUAUUCCACUGAUGAGUGUUGCAAAGGCUCAGAACUCUUCUCAUUUAGAGUCUCUAUCAAUUCGGUGAGUUUUUUGUUUGUUUCAGUAACUCCCCCUUCUUCCACGAAACUAAGUAAGAAUAUUAUGUUGGCUAGACAUUGCCUGGAUUGUUCCGGUAGCAUUUUUUCAGAUGCAACAGCAUCAUUCGCAUCACUAACCUGUUCAUUUAUAUCACCAAGACUUGCAUUUACGGCAGACUCCUUGUCUGAUAUGCCACAAUUGUUCAAGUCUGAUUCUUCCCAGUCGUCUUCGUUUUCCCAUCCAUCUUGUUCUUCAUUGGCUUCCUUUGGUUCCUUCUCCUCUUCCUUCUCUUCAACUUUUUCCUUGACUUCCUCUUCUACCACUUCUGCUUUUGUAUCUUCUAUCUCCUUUCCGUUGUCCUUUGCAUUCACGACAUCCUUCUUGGAGAAUUCAAGAAGUUUCUGA